Molecule: messenger RNA, 429 nt
Organism: Cladophialophora immunda
Lineage: Eukaryota; Fungi; Ascomycota; Eurotiomycetes; Chaetothyriales; Herpotrichiellaceae
Exons: 1
Coding region: 1-429 (142 amino acids)
Source: RefSeq, a predicted model, not a curated record
AUGUGCACUCACCUGGACACUGUGUUGCCAGACAAUCUGAAACUGUCUCUCCACCAGGCCUUCUGGAACCACCGUCGGAACUGUGCGCGGUGCAGUGCGAGAAACAAUCCGUCCAGCUGGGUCUACAACAACACCAGCUGUCCUCUAGAGCUUCUUGUCAAGCGUCCGCAGCCCAAGACCGACGACACCAAGACCCCCAAGCUUCAGACCGCGCCACCCAGACAAGCCAACAAGAAGGAGCCGAGCGACGAUGAACGUCGGGCACAGGGACUUGUUAAAGUCACCUAUGAGAUUGACGAUGAUUUCGACGCGGCAGGAGGAACGGGCGUCAAGAGGACGAUUUGGAUCCGCGAUUUUAGCGCGGAGGAAUACGACCCUGUGGAGGAGAAGGACAUCAUCUGCGAGGAGAUUUCGAUUUCGUUUAAAUAA